Mytilus californianus (California mussel) is the source of this 906-nucleotide messenger RNA. Its product is annotated as multiple epidermal growth factor-like domains protein 11. Bases 1 to 906 code for a protein of 301 amino acids. Gene Ontology annotation, molecular function: scavenger receptor activity. The transcript has 8 exons. The record is from RefSeq and is a predicted model, not a curated record. Lineage: Eukaryota; Metazoa; Mollusca; Bivalvia; Mytilida; Mytilidae.
AUGAAUGGCUUUAGCUUGUAUAUGUCCAAUGGAACAGUUGAUGCUGGGGAUAAAUUGUUAUGUUACACAGAUCUUCUGAUAACAGAAUUACCCAACACAACCCAGGAUAUCGACUGUUGCCCUUUAGGAACAUACGGAGUAUACUGUGGAAUGAAAUGUUCAGAAAACUGUAUAUCAGGAUCGUGUGACUUAGUUAGUGGACACUGCACAUUUGGUUGUACUGAUGGUUGGGUCGCCUGUAGUGAAGGUCUAUUUGGGAAUCAAUGUGUGCAUACAUGUUCGUCUCACUGUGUCAAAUCAUCUUGUAAUCAUGUGACAGGGGAAUGCAAUGGAGGAUGUAAACAAGGAUGGACAGCUUAUGACUGUUCAGAAGAAUGCAGUACCGGAUAUUUUGGUAGAAAUUGUUCCCAGUCAUGUGAAGGAUGCUUAUCUGAUCUAUGUGACCGUUUUGCUGGCUUCUGUAAUGUGACAGACAAAUGUAAACCAGGAUAUAUACACGACUUAAAAUGUAAUCAAGCAUGUGAGCACAUGUACUAUGGUGAUAAUUGUACAGAAAAAUGCAAUUGUCUCUCUAGAUUGGAACCUUGUGAUAAAUCUACUGGAAUGUGUCCUGACGGCAAAUGUGACAAAGGAUGGUCUGGGGAAUCUUGUAAUAAAGAAUGCAGCGAGGGAUAUUACGGAUCGAAUUGUAUUGAUUACUGUAACAAUUGCUUAAACACGUCCUGUGAAAUAUUUGAAGGCAAUUGUACUUAUGGUUGUAAUAAUAAAUUCAGUGGUCCUCAGUGCACGAAAGCAGACUUGCAGUCUUUAGAAGAACGAGGACUUGUUACAGCCAUCAUAGGAGGAAUUUGUGCUGCAAUAUUUGUCGUGAUUCUUGCAAUUAUUUUGUGUAUCGUUUACAGAUAG